GCACGGGUUCGGUACUAGUACAUAAGCAUACGGGCUAUAUUUAAUCCGUUUUAGAUCCGCCCUUUUUAGUUCUUCGAUUGAAUUUCAGGUACCUUCUUGAAUGGGACGUCAUCUUGUUGUCUCUUAUUUUUUCCCCUUUUCAAACGUUUGAUUUGCUCUUGCAACUGAAUCGACUGAUAGGUGUUUGAGAAAAAUUGGGAAUCUUUUGCGUCGAUAUGGGAUCAUCAUCAUCGCCAGAAUUUGAUUUUUUGUUUAAGCUGUUGAUGAUAGGAGAUUCUGGGGUUGGAAAAAGCAGCCUUUUGCUCAGUUUCACGUCUGAUACUUUCGAAGAUCUCUCUCCUACCAUUGGAGUGGACUUCAAGGUAAAGCAUGUUACACUGGGAGGCAAAAAGUUGAAGCUUGCGAUUUGGGACACUGCGGGACAGGAAAGAUUUAGGACUUUGACUAGUUCAUAUUACAGAGGAGCUCAAGGAAUCAUCAUGGUUUAUGAUGUGACAAGGCGAGACACCUUCACCAAUCUCUCUGAUAUUUGGGCUAAAGAAAUCGACCUCUACUCAACAAAUCAAGAUUGUAUCAAGAUGCUAGUGGGCAACAAAGUCGAUAAGGAGAGUGAAAGGGUUGUUAGCAAAAAGGAAGGAGUCGAUUUUGCAAGGGAGUAUGGCUGCUUGUUCAUCGAGUGUAGUGCCAAAACUCGAGUCAACGUGGAACAGUGUUUUGAGGAACUCGUCUUGAAGAUCUUGGAGACACCAAGUCUCUUGGCUGAGGGCUCGGCUGGUGUGAAAAGGAACAUCUUCAAACAGAAACCUGCUGUGUCGGAUGCAUCUGCUGGUGGUUGCUGCUGAGUCUUUUUGUUGCUUUCGGCUUUUCUCCUCUUCAAUGUUUUUAUUCAAAAACCAUGCGUGAUUUCUCGUGGUGUAAAAAUGGAAAGUACUUCAAACUAUCUUACAUGGAAUGGCAAUAGCUGAAUCUCAGUUUCAUUUUGCUCUGUGUUUUAGUUUUAUAUUAUAUUUUGGUUUAUAAGUACACUUUGUAACCUUGAAUUGCAAACGAAUCCCACUGGUUUUAUAUUUGAGUGUGAGCAUGAGUUCAAAACCAUUUCACAGGGUGAAGAAAGAU
This is a messenger RNA of Striga asiatica, 1116 nucleotides long. The record is from the annotation of a GenBank genome assembly. NCBI's taxonomy places the organism in Eukaryota, Viridiplantae, Streptophyta, Magnoliopsida, Lamiales, Orobanchaceae.